Lampris incognitus (smalleye Pacific opah) is the source of this 4367-nucleotide messenger RNA. RefSeq names its product chromodomain protein, Y-like (gene cdyl). Lineage: Eukaryota; Metazoa; Chordata; Actinopteri; Lampriformes; Lampridae. The record is from RefSeq and is a predicted model, not a curated record. The transcript is spliced from 7 exons. Gene Ontology annotation, molecular function: transcription corepressor activity. Bases 245 to 1984 code for a protein of 579 amino acids. Gene Ontology annotation, cellular component: nucleus.
GCGGCAGCAGGCUGAGCUCGGGCGAGUUGGCUUUUGUUUUGACAGUUCAGCCAGAGCGUUUCCGUAAAGUGGACAAUGAUGCUAACGAGCUAAGCUAGCUGUUGGAUGGGAUGUCUCACAUCAGCACCGCAUUUGGGAAAACCUAGCUUCGGUACGUCUUGUAAAGACGGAGAAGGACGUCCAGCGUCCACCAGCAGCCCAGAACAGCGAGCAGCAGCGAACCGGCCGUGGUUUGGACCCCGCGAUGGCUGCGGAAGAGCUGUACGAGGUGGAGAGGAUUGUGGACAGGAGGAAAAACAAGAAAGGAAAAGUAGAGUAUUUGGUUCGCUGGAGAGGUUAUGGUACUGAGGAGGAUACCUGGGAGCCAGAGAGCAACCUGUCGAGCUGCCUGGUUUACAUUCAGGAGUUUAACCGACAGAGGGAGGGCACUCUAUUGCGGUCUACACGCCGCUCCCCAAACACAGCCCAGAGUCACAGCACCUCCAGCAAUGCUCGCAAGCACAUCUCCAGACUGCAGCCUCCCAGUGGAAACCCCUCUGACCACAGCAGCAGUGUAAGUGGGAACACUGGUCAAAUGACACACUCGCCACUCCCCUCUCCAGUUACUACUGCAUUCCUGGCUGCUGUCAGACAGAACCAGCAGACAAUGCUGGCAGACCACAGGGGGCCUGACGCUAAAACAGACUCCCAGCAGACAGACCAUUUCAGCCCAAGAUCCACCAUGGGUCUGAUACCAUCCUCUCUGGCUGGUACCGCCCGCCGCAGCGUUGAUCUGGCCAAAACGGGGAUCAAAAUUUUGGUUCCAAAAAGCCCAAUGAACAGCCGUGUGGAUUCAGAGGAGUCUCCCAGCGAAGCGGCCCACAGCUUGGAGCCUGGAGGUCUGGAGGGUGAUGUGGUGCCUCCAGAGGUGGCUCUGUUAGAGAAGCCUGCUGGUCUGUCGCUAGGUCCGGGACAGGAGAGGGCCCGCAUGGGGACACGUCCCAGAGUCCACAGCCUGAGUCCUAUGCCGCUGCCUCAAGUCCCCAUCACACCUGCAGCUAUGCGCUCCUUAAACAGCACAGGGUCCUCGGCAUUGAUAGAGGCUGUUGGUGCUAGUGGGAUGGCCAGUCUGCAGAGCGCCUCAGCAGGGAAACGGCGUCUGGAAGAGCGCUCCGCCUUCGACAAGCGGCUGCGAUUUAGCGUCCGUCAGACAGAGAGUGCCUACCGAUACAGAGACAUCGUGGUUAAGAAGCAGGAUGGCUUCACACAUAUCCUGCUCUCCACCAAAACCUCUGACAACAACGCGCUCAACCCUGAGGUGAUGAAGGAGAUCCAGAGUGCCAUGGCAACAGCAGGAUCAGAUGACAGUAAGGUGGUGUUGCUUAGUGCCGUUGGAGGUGUCUUCUGUUAUGGCUUGGAUUUCCUCUAUUUUAUCAGACGCUUGACUGAAGACAAGAAGAAAGAAAGCAUCAAGAUGGCUGAAACCAUCAGGACGUUCGUCAACACCUUCAUCCAGUUUAAGAAGCCCAUCGUGGUGGCAGUGAAUGGACCCGCCGUUGGGCUUGGGGCUGCCAUUCUGCCGCUGUGUGAUGUGGUGUGGGCCAAUGAGAAGGCUUGGUUUCAGACCCCCUACACCAUAUAUGGCCAGACCCCAGACGCCUGCUCCUCCCUCACCUUCCCCCGCAUCAUGGGUGUGGCAUCGGCCAAUGAGAUGCUGUUGAGCGGUCGGAAGCUCACAGCCCAGGAAGCAUGCUCUAAGGGUUUGGUGUCUCAGGUUCUGUGGCCUGGGACCUUUACUCAGGAAGUGAUGCUCCGUAUCAAGGAGCUGGUCUCUGUCAAUUCAGCUGUGCUACGGGAGUCCAAAGCGCUGAUGCGGAAUACGAGCCGAAGUGCCCUGGAGCAAGCCAACGAGCGCGAGUGUGAAGCCUUGAAGAGAGUGUGGGGUUCUUCGCAAGGGACAGACUCCAUCCUCAAGUACCUGCAGAGGAAAAUUGACGAGUUUUAGUCUGAAUCUAUUGAGCUCUGGUAGUUGGACUGCUGGUUUUGAGGACAAGUCUGGCGGCUCUACGGCCACAUGGCGGUGUACUGGCAGGCCGUUUGGAGUGAAGCCUUCAGAGGAAAAUGCCAAAGAGGCUGUGAUCUGUAAACUGCACCAGACCUUGUGAUUAAGUGGCAUCUGGUGUCUGCUUCAUUUACCAGUCAGAUCAUUUAGAGAAGCUAGCAAACACACAGCAAAUGGACACAAUGCUGCAACUCCUACGAGCCAAUAAAGUGAUGACGCUGCAGACUGAUGGGUUGCCAGGCUUUUGUGUAUUGUCUUUACAUGACAACGCUGAUUUUAUGGUAAUCUGGAUAAAAACGGACAUAAGAGUUUCAACUAGUUUCACACAAUUUUACUUAGUCUUUGAAGGGGCCUGGCAUAUAUUGUGUCCAAAGAUGAAAUGGGUUUGACGGUUCCAACUUAAUUUCUAAGCAUGAACAGCUUCUACAGCUAAAGGGAUGAGCAGACCCUUUGAAUCGAGUCACCAGAUUCAUUUUUCCUGACCCUGACGAGAUGAACGGACUUUGUUCAUGUAGUUUGACCACAGAUAAUGGGAGUUAGUGUGCUUCUGAAUGAAUAUGAUCCCAGUGUAAAUGAAUGAAACCACAGGAAGUCAGACUGGUAAAGGAUGGAAGAAACAAGUGAGUCUUACCCCCGGUACCGAUGGAUGGACAGCGUUAAAUAUUUAACCUAAAAUACUGACUUCACACACACUGGUUUGUGGUUGGGACCCUGGUUAGACAGGGGCUGGUGAUGCUGGGGUGUAUGAACUAGUGAUGGGCGGGUCUGGAGCCACUCGAACCCGAAAAUGUUUGAAUCGUUUCCUCACUCGUACAUGUAGCCCGUUUGUAGGCCACAGAAAUGGAAACUAAACCAUAGGCUGAGGCAAGCGCAUCAGGUCUGUCAUCAGGUUAGGCUUGUGUUGAAACAGAAACGGUGUCUGGGCUUGCUGUGUGUUGCUGUGUGUGUUGCUGUGUGUAUUAUGGCUUCAACAGAUCAGAUAAUAUCACCUGAUUGAGAACAGCCCUGCAACAACAAUAACCGUUGUCUAAGCUUGGAGAGGCGUUGAAGGAAAUGCGUUGUUUGUGGUUUGUCGUUCUAAAUGGCGGUGCUGUGUGUGUGUGUGUGUUCAGUGCUUAAGGAAACUGUGGCUGAUCAACGCAUCUGACACAAGCUGAAUGCAGACUUGGUUUGUAGAUAGUAAAGUUGGGUUGUAAGAAUGUAUUGUGGAACUGUGAUCACACAAGGUUGAAUCCAUUCAGCUGGAAACGUUUCUUGACAGACACGGUUCCUCACUCAUCUAAGUGACCUCGUCAGACUGCUGAAAGCUGGACUGAAGAUGUCAGUAUCUGAGAUGUGUCUGUCAGUACACGUUGUGACCAGAUGAACGGAUUCAACCUUGUGUGGUCGUCUUACCUGGAUUAGUGAGCAUGCAUCAAGACAUGUGGAACUGUGAAUUCUUGUGUAAUUGAAAUGGCUGAAAGAAUGGAAAAGGUGUUUCUGUGCAUGUGUUGUGCACACGUAGGCUGCUUAGGCAGGUCUACAUACCACACCGGUCAGGAUAUUAUCCAAAUGAAAACAGCUUUUGAAUAUUAACUACAGAUUUAUUUAUACUGAUAAUGUAAAAGCAUAUAUUUUUCUUUGCAUAAAGCUGACCCACCUUAACCCACUCAAACUUCAACAAGACUUUUUGACAUGAACCCCGCAGAUUAGACUGCAGCUCCCACAAACUAAUCCGUGUAUCACCAAUAUGAACCCAGCAGCAGGAUAAGUGUUUUCUGGUAGGUGUCUCGGUUGGAUAGCUUGUCCUGUAGUAACUAAGUCCGAUGUUAUCCUCUGCCUGCUACGCCACGUUAACCACAGGACUCCUUACUGCUCACUCGUUAUUAAAUCCUAAACUGCAAACCACUUCUCUGUACCUACACAGUAGUGUCACUCAAAUAACCCUAUUGUGUAUUCUACUGUCUGAAUUAAAUCUUGGGAUAUUAUUUUCAUAUUUGUAGCCAGGAUGAAAAACUAAAGGUUUUUCCAUCUAGAAUAUUGCUAUCAAAAUAAAAGUCUGCUGAAAGCAGUUAUGCGCUGGUUGCUAAUAUGUUCCUUCAGUCAUGAAUGUGAGAACAUCUAAGGUGGGUGGUGGACACCCUGAGCCGCUGUGGAGGAUGUGGAGCAUCUAAGGUGGGUGGUGGGCACCCUGAGCUGCUGUGGAGGAUGUGGAGCAUCUAAGGAGGCUGGUGGGCACCCUGAGCUGCUGUGGAGGAUGUGGAACAUCUAAGGAGGCUGGUGGGCACCCUGAGCUGCUGUGGAGGAUGUGGAACAUCUAAGGAGGCUGGUGGGCACCCUGAGCUGC